AUGACGGGCUCAGCAACUCCUAAAAGUGCCACCACAAAUGCGGGUCAACGGCCUAUCUCACGAACCGAGAGCUCGAACCCGCGAGGAUUUCAAAUCAACCAGCUCAGACGGCGCUUCCGUCCCACAGAGAGCGAUGAUGAGUCGGGGACCACAUUAUCUUUCCAACUAGUUCCCUCAGAUCCGGACUUUCCUUUCGAAUUGGAGCGCCUGCAAUGUGCUCUCUUCGUUCCCUCAACAUACCCUGCACAAGGCAGACCUUCGCUGAAAGUGGGGAAUCCUGAAAUCGGAGCCGCGUUCCAGGAGAAUAUCUCGCGGGGGUUUGACGACAUCAUUGAUAUUUCACUGAGAAUGAAUGGGCGUGGAACUCUGCUCAACUGGAUAAACUCCCUUGACCGGCACCUCGAGCGUUUACUUACCACCACGGAGCGGGGACCGACGCUCAAGUUUGUACCCAAUGCUCGGAAAGAAGAGCCCAGCAAAGCUUUACUGGAUAACUUGGGAUCAUUAGCAGUGUCUGAAAAAGUUGAGCUGAAGAGAUACGAGCCUCCGGCACCGGUCGAGAUACGUCCUGUCUAUACAGCGGAAGAAAGAGCGCAGGCGGAGAAGCGAAGAGCGGUCGAGACGAAGCAGCUCGAAGCACGCCUUGGGAGACUGCCGCUGUUUCAGAAAGCUAAAGACGGCCUUUCAUUCGUCAUGCCCAUCCAGCCCACUAAGAUCGAUCGACUUCCGAUUCCGCUCAGACCAGUCAAGACCGUCAAGCUUACCGUACCUUCGCUGUAUCCCCUCGAGCCUAGUUCCAUCGAGCUACAGGGCAUCCGCGGCAGUGAGGCGUAUGCAGUGGAAGUUGGCUUUGCGCAAUGGUUAAAGGACCAUUCGCAAUUGAACUUGGUGUCACAAGUCAAUUAUCUGGCGAGCAAUAUCCAUAAUUUCGCGAAGACGGUGGUCGAGGAUCCUGUCGAACCCAAACGGCCUGAGCCGGAAACCACAGUUCCAGAUGAACCGCAGCCUCCUGUGGAAGAACAUCCGCCUACAGACGAGGACAAGCCACAUCUCCAUGUUAUUCAGCGACCCCCGGAGUGGACCGUCGACGAUGAUGCAAGUGGCAGCGAGGAGACAGAUAUCACCAGCUCGGAAGGUGAGUACUCGGACGACGAAACAGAUGGCGGUGCGCCAAUUUCAGAUCUACCGGAGCCUACGACCGAACAUGGCGUUGCACUUUCAUUUCCAUUCCUCGAGCUUUACGGUAUUGAGCUACUUGAACUUGUGGGUCUCUACAUCACGAUCAAAUGUGACAGGUGCAAAGAGCAGUUGGAUGUGCGAAAUAUACCCCAGACAAAGGAUAGUAGCGGCGUCCUAUCUCCGAAGGUCGAAACCUGCAAGAAAUGCACAAACACCAUGAGCAUAGGAUUUCGACGGAUGCUGAUGCAUUCCAACUCCAACCGUGCGGGCUACCUGGAUCUGGAUGGCUGCACUGUCGUUGAUCUUCUCCCUAGCGGAUUUAUUCCAACGUGCGCGGAAUGUUCGGCCCCCUUCCCAGGACCUGGGGUAGUCGCAGUGCGAGGCGAGAGCGCCAUGGCCAAUUGCCGCCAAUGCCAUCGAAAAAUGGUGUUCAAAGUACCUGAAGUAAAAUUCCUCAAAAUAGGAUCCGCAGCCUUCACGUCUCGGGAUCGUGCUCCAGCGCGAAAGAAGCCAAAGGAAGUUCUCGGUAUUGUAGCAGGUCAGGAACUACCCCGUCGCGGUCGAUGCAUGCACUACAGCAAAAGCUACCGCUGGUUCAGAUUCAGCUGCUGCCAGAAAGUCUUUCCAUGCGAUAAAUGCCACGACGCGGCCACAGAUCAUCCAAAUGAGCACGCCAACCGCAUGAUUUGCGGCUUCUGCUCUCGCGAACAAAUUUAUCGCCCGGAGAACUGCGGGAUUUGCCGUUCGUACCUAGUCGGGAAGGCAGGGAGCGGUUUCUGGGAAGGAGGGAAAGGCACUAGGAACAAGACUUUGAUGAGCAGGAAAGACCCGCGGAAGUACAAGCGCCGGCCAGGUUCUACGCCCGGUGGUACCAGCUCUUCGAAGAAGAAAUGA
Molecule: messenger RNA, 2073 nt
Organism: Aspergillus mulundensis
Lineage: Eukaryota; Fungi; Ascomycota; Eurotiomycetes; Eurotiales; Aspergillaceae
Exons: 10
Coding region: 1-2073 (690 amino acids)
Molecular function (GO): zinc ion binding
Source: RefSeq, a predicted model, not a curated record